AUGUGGUGGCCAGGGCGGAGGAGCGGGCAGGACGUGAAGUGGCUGCAGGAGGUGCGGCGGGCGGGUACGGUGGCGGACAGGGUGGCGGCCAUGACGCUGCUGCUGCAGGAAUCGGCGGUGGCCAACCUGCGCUCCCUCGAUGAGCUCCUGCGCUGGGUCGGCAAGAGCAGCGGCGCGCGGGCGGUCGCCGGCCAGGCAAUCGACGCGCUGAGGGAGAUCUUCAUCGCCGCCCUGCUCCCGGACAGAAAGCUUAAGUUCUUUGAGGAGCAGCCUAUCGCAGCGGUGCCUGACAACAAGGAGGGCAUGCGCCGUCUGCUGUACUUCUACGUGGAGGACCAGAUCAAGCGCAGGUAUGCAGCAUUUGUUGGAAUGCUGGAGGAGGCGAGCCGGGAGAACCUGGAGUUUCUGAAGGACAAGACGCUGAAGGCCAUUGCCACGCUGCUGGCUGCCAAGCCGGAGCAGGAGGCACAUCUGCUGGCUGCACUUGUCAACAAGCUGGGCGACCCCUCCCGGAAGCUGGCCUCCAAGGCGGGCUAUUUGCUGAGGGGAGUUCUGGAGGAGCACCCGGCGAUGAAGGUGGUGAUGGCGCGGGAGGUGGAGCGCUUCCUGUUCCGGCCGGGCCUGCAGGAGCGUGCGCGCUACUACGGCGUCAUCUUCCUCAACCAGAUGCCCCUCUCCCACAACGCCUCAGAAGGCAAUACCCUUUCCUACGCUCUGGCGCAGAAGCUCGUGGACAUAUACUUCACGCUGUUCAAGCUGAUCCUGGAGGGCAAGCUGGGCCACGGCAGCGAGCUGGUGGAUGCGAGGAUGCUGGGUGCGCUGCUGGCGGGCGUGCGGCGCGCGUUCCCUUACGUGCACGGCGACGCGUCGGAGGGCGUUGCCUCGCACCACGCGGACGCGCUCUUCCGCGUGCUGCACACCGCGCCGCUGGGCGUGGCCGUCCAGGCCCUCGCGCUCCUCUUCCAGCUCCUCUCCGCGCGCUCCGCCGUCUCCGACCGCUUCUACAGGUGCUGUACACCACGCAUCUGUCCUGCUAAUACUGUCCUCCCCAAGCCCGCCUGCCCGCAUGUCAGCAGUCUUCAAGCUGCCAAGCAUAGCUCCCAUGGCAUGGGCGUCGCGGUCUGA
Molecule: messenger RNA, 1125 nt
Organism: Coccomyxa subellipsoidea C-169
Lineage: Eukaryota; Viridiplantae; Chlorophyta; Trebouxiophyceae; Coccomyxaceae
Exons: 6
Coding region: 1-1125 (374 amino acids)
Cellular component (GO): nucleus
Source: RefSeq, a predicted model, not a curated record